Plasmodium reichenowi is the source of this 570-nucleotide messenger RNA. RefSeq names its product ATP synthase mitochondrial F1 complex assembly factor 1, putative. NCBI's taxonomy places the organism in Eukaryota, Apicomplexa, Aconoidasida, Haemosporida, Plasmodiidae. The coding region runs from base 1 to 570 and encodes 189 amino acids. Gene Ontology annotation, biological process: mitochondrial proton-transporting ATP synthase complex assembly. Gene Ontology annotation, cellular component: mitochondrion. The record is from RefSeq and is a predicted model, not a curated record. The transcript has a single exon.
AUGUUAACCAACUUGAGUAAGAAAAGAUUUUAUUUUUCCCUGCCUUGUUCUCGUGAUUUAAAAAAUAUUGUGAAGUUGCCCUUAUUAGAAAGAGAAGAUAAAUAUAAGAUAAUAAAUAUAUGGAAAGAAAAAUAUAAAGAUAAUAAAUAUGUUAUAUCAGAUUAUAUGGAUAUAAAUAAAUAUGAAGUAAUAAAAAAUAAUUGUAAAAGUAAUUCUCAUUUUAUUAUACCCCUUAAAAAUAAUAAUGGAUAUAUAACUUAUUACACACAAUUUAUUGAUUCUAAAUUAAUUUUUGUUACAUCAUUAGAAUAUUAUAAUAAACAUAAAAGUAAUUCAACUCCAUUUAUUACAUUACAUUUUUUUGAUGAAUUUAAAAAUAAAGAAAUCAUUCUAUCGAAAAUACACAUAAUUAAUCCAGCCAUAUCUAAAUAUCAAGCUAUUAAAAUUUAUAAUAAUAUUCUUUCUUUUUAUUAUGACACAAAUUAUUUCCAGUAUGUAAAAAAAUUUAAUAAUGACAGUAGAAAUUUUAAUUAUGAUAAAUUUUUAGAGAAAUUUAAAGAAAUUUUUUAA